Messenger RNA from Setaria italica (foxtail millet), 969 nucleotides. RefSeq names its product putative F-box/FBD/LRR-repeat protein At4g00315. The record is from RefSeq and is a predicted model, not a curated record. Gene Ontology annotation, molecular function: protein binding. Lineage: Eukaryota; Viridiplantae; Streptophyta; Magnoliopsida; Poales; Poaceae. The transcript has 3 exons. The coding region runs from base 1 to 969 and encodes 322 amino acids.
AUGGCGAUGGCCGCCGGAGCCAAGAGGGAGAAGAGGGGAAGGCUUGACGAGGAUGGAGAGGAAGAGCUCGUCGACCGCAUCAGCCGCCUCCCGGACGGCGUCCUCGGCGACAUCGUCUCCUUCCUUCCCACCAAGGACGGCGCCCGCACGCAGGUACUCUCCUCCCGCUGGCGCCCCAUCUGGCGCUCGGCUCCUCUCAACCUCGACAUCCGCACCGACGACGUCUCGCGCAUCCUCUCCGCGCAUCAGGGCCCCGGCCGCCGCUUCUGCACUGAGUUCCGCUACUUCAACGACGACCCCGGCGACCCCUCCGCGACCCUGGACCGGUGGCUCCGGUCCCCCGCCCUCAACAACCUCCAGGAGAUCAAGUUCCACCUCGGCAUUACCAUGGAGAGUCACGCGCUGCCGGCAUCAGUACACCGCUUCUCGUCCACCCUUCGCGCCGCCAGCUUCGGCGGCUGCGCUUUCCCGGAAGGAAACCGCGCCAGCCCGCUUCACUUGCCACUUCUCAAGCAGCUAAGCCUUGGGGAUAGAUCAUGCAUUCCUAGCUCGACGACGGUGGUUCACAGCAUGAAGGUCUUAGCUUUAAUCCAGCCGGAUCUUUGUUUGGAUAUGGUUAUUAACUUGUUGAAAUGCUUCCCCUGCUUAGAGAAGCUGUACAUCGAGGCACUCGGCAAAAGUUCUGUCUCCCGUAGUGUCUCCUUCCUCCCCACCAAGGACGGCGCCCGCACGCAGGUACUCUCCUCCCGCUGGCGCCCCAUCUGGCGCUUCGCUCCCCUCAACCUCGACAUCAGCACCGCCUACGUCUCGCGCAUCCUCUCCGCGCAUCAGGGCCCCGGCCGCCGCUUCUGCCUCCACCUUGAUUUCCUCUACCUCGACGUCGACGACCACUCCGCGACCCUGGACCCCCGCCCUCAGCAACCUCCAGGAGCUCAAGUUCCACCUCGGCUUUGCAUUGGCUUUGCAUAA